AAUAAAAAGUGCUAAGAUCUUUGUCGACUUUUAUCUAUGAAUACAAACAUUGCUAUAUGAUUUUAGCACAUGUACAAUGUAUUUUCAGCGACAAUUAAGCUACUAUGUUAAUUAGUUAUUGAUAAAAAUCAUAAUUCAUUUUAUUGUACGAUAUAAGCUCUCAUUUAUUAAUACCGAACUUCUCUUUCCACUAGCUAAUUUUUGUAGGAAAGAGAUGAGUUUCCAUAUAUAAGAACAAUGAGGAAAUCCCAUAUGAGAACUAAUAUAAUUUAUUAAGGAAAAUCAAUGAGAAGAAUAAAAUGAAACUACGGUUACCAAAUCAAUCAAAAAUUGCGGUUACAAAAUCAAUCAAAAUUAUGGUUACAAAAUCAAUGAAAAGAAUCAAUCAAUUUAAUUAUUAAUUAAGGAAAAUCAAAUUACCGUUAUAAAAUGCCUUUGUGAUUCUUAUAUAAAGGUUCUUCUCCUCUUCUUUCUUUAGAGUAUAAUUGUAAGUUAAAUAAUUAAUUUAUUUGAUAGGAUGAAGAUCACUCGGAUGCAUCUAAAAUUUCUUAUUGCAAUUACAUUUUUUAUUAGUUAUGAUAAAGUUGAGGGCUUAACCAAGCAAGAAGAUGAAGCAUUGGAGAGGAGAUUACAGCUUUUAAAUAAGCCAGCAGUUAAAACUAUUAAGACCGAAUAUGGAGAUAUUUAUGAUUGCGUAGAUUUCUAUCAACAGCCGGCAUUUGAUCAUCCAUUGCUAAAAAACCAUACUUAUGAUCCUCAGAUGAAACCAACUUUUUCUCUAACAAAAGAAGACGAAGAACCCUCGACAUUGAGAAACACCCCCAAUAUGUUAAAAGAUGGAGGUUGUCCAAAGGGAACAGUUCCUAUAAGAAGAACUACGAAAGAAGAUCUCAUUAGAGAACAAAAUGCGGGUCGAUUGAAUGCUAGUUAUGCUAAAGGCAUCUAUCACUUUGCUCUAGAAGAAACAUCAGAUAACCAAAAUAAUAAGUUUACGGGAGCUGGUGCGUGGAUGAGCAUUUACGCUCCAAAGGUUCAAAAUAACCAAUGGAGUGCAUCUGUUGUGAAGUUACAAAAUGGUCGUGACCAAAUACAAGCUGGUUGGCGUGUGGAUCCAAUUCUUUAUGGUGAUGCUCGUGCACGAUUUUUCGUAUUAUUCAAAUCUGGCACAACUCAAUGCUUCAACACACGUUGCAAAGGAUUCAUAAUAGUGAAUACACAAAUACCCCUGGACCAUGUAUUCCCACAUGUUUCCAAAGAUGGAGAUAUAUUCGAGGAGAGGUUUUAUAUUCAAAAGGACUUGAUAAAUGGAAAUUGGUGGCUACGUUAUGGUCCUGAUUCUACACAGAUUGGUUAUUGGCCAGCAGAAGUGUUUGGGGGAUUAAAGAAUUUUGCAUCGAAGGCGGCAUGGGGUGGAGAGGCAUUUAGUUUAGGACCUACUUUCCCUCCCAUGGGUACAGGACAAUUCCCUCAACGGGACACCUCCGUCGAUGCAUAUUGUAGAAAAAUUGCCAUCAUCAAUUCUGCUGGGAAAACUGCAGAGGCUGGUCCUUUGUCUAAGUUUGAAGAUGCCAGUGCGCUCUACCAAGUGAGUGAUAAACAAACUGGCGAUAAUGAUUUUGGUCAUUUGGUCUUUUUGGGAGGACCAGGUUCUAACAAAUGA
This is a messenger RNA of Solanum pennellii, 1660 nucleotides long. RefSeq lists its product as uncharacterized. Bases 518 to 1660 code for a protein of 380 amino acids. The record is from RefSeq and is a predicted model, not a curated record. Lineage: Eukaryota; Viridiplantae; Streptophyta; Magnoliopsida; Solanales; Solanaceae. The transcript has 7 exons.